AUGGGACUGCUGCAACGACGCAGUGUGUUCGUUCAUGACGAGGUCAAUGGCGACACCAAGGCCGACUGCAGCUUCAAGAAAUCUCGCGGCCGCAAAGUGUCGAUGCCCAGCUUGAAACCCCCAGUGAUUGACAAAGAGAAGGAACUACCAAAGCGCAAGAGCUUUGUCAACAUUCUCCGGCCAUGGAGAAAGGACAACAACGCUGGGCCAGUCCCCCCCUUGCCGCUCGCACACACGCCGUACGCUCGCGGGCGUGACUCGAUGCUCAAUUCCCCCACCUCGCCGAUGGGCCCUGCCUCAACUCGACCCGUCUCGCAAGUGGGCUCGCAGGCAGGCAUCUGCUCGACUUUCCCACGUCAAGCGUACCCAAGUUCAGUGACGCUGCCAAACUUCAUUCCUGGACCACGCCGUUUCUACAACCAGGGAGGGGCGGUGGAUAGCACGUCGAGCUUUGGCGCGUCUCGCUCAACCCUCCAUCUCUCCGCGCACCCUUCGUACGCGCACUACCCUCCGUCGCCAGCGCCACCAAUGAACAUCUCUAGCCCCAUUCCGGGAAUCGGCGAUGUUCCUCCCACGCGCUACAACGACUACUUCCAGCCGCCGCCGCCGCUGCUGCCACCCCCGCCUGGUGAGAUCGGUGUCGCACUCACGCCACCAGACGCCAAGAGCCUUGUCAAGCGCGAGUCACGCCAGCGCAUUCGCCUCAGCACCCAAACCACACACACGGUCAUCUCGAGCUCGACACACACGAGUCACACGAGCCACACAAUUCUUGCGCCAACUUUACACAACGCGCUCUCUAGUACCAGUCCACCAACCUCGCAAAACUCUCACGGCCAUAGUCCACUAGCAAGUAACCGUCAGAGCACGGCGACAAUCAAGCCGCUCAAGCGCCAGAGCAAGGGGUCGAAACGUGCGAGCGAGGCCGACUUCCUCCUCGAUGCCGAGGUUGCGGCUGCGUUCUCCGGUUCGACAUCACAGCCCAAUGGCCAGAUCCCGCCGGUCCCUGGGAUUCCUGCCGCUCUUGCCGCGCUAGAGGGCCGGAGUACCGAUGACCGCAUGCCCCCGCUCAACGCAGAACCCGAGCGUGAGCAGCAUGAGCGUUCCCCACGCGCCGUCAUGUCGAUGCUGCCCGAGUCGCGCCAGUCCAAGAUCCCCGUUCCCCAGCGCAUCCACUCCAUGCUUCCGGUGCCACCUCCACGCCGGUCCAGCGCCAUGGCGGCCAAGCACCUUCCUCCUCCGCCACCACCGCAGUCGUUUCCGUCGCUCCGACCUCCUCCUCGGAUGGUGGACCCCACAGGCUUACGGACCAACGCCUCUUCCCCACGGACAUCGAGCCCGGGUACACCCUCAUCGUCACGCGGGCGCCUCCCUGUUACGGGGUCGCCCCGGCCGGACUCGCUCCUCUCCACUGCCAGCUGGGGCUCGUCGGCAAGCCACCGCAUUUCAGGUCUACCAGGGCGGGUUGAGCGCGGCUCCAUUCCCUGGCGCCACAGUCCAGGUGGCACACCCGACUUGUCGGCCGGCUCAGAGGGUGAGGGUGUUGAGGCCCUCGAGGACAACAAGAACCCUCACAAUGCCCACUGCAAGGGCGACGACGAGAGCAUGCGGUCCACCUCUUCGCUCUCGCACUGUCCAACGGCGCUACUCUCGCCUGUCUCGAGCGUGUGCGACACUCCGCUCACUCCGCCAGUGAACGACAACGGGAUCCUCUCGCCUUCCACGUCUGGCGACUUUGGUCUCGGCCUCGGCACAAUCAUACCUGGUCCUCGGAAUCGUUCACCCACGCGUGAGAUUGCCGGUCUCCAAACCCGCAACUCGGUUCUCGAGGCGACAAACUGCCGCUUGGAGGCCGAGUUGCGGCAGGCGCGCUCCAACCCACGCCUCCGCUCGUCCGUUGCGACUAGCAUGUACAGCAUUUCGUCGCUGGCCAUUCGCGACGACAUGUCGAUCGGGUGGUCGAGUCACAACGGCAGCUGCCUCGACCUGGCCAUGCCAGCUCUCGUGGCUGAGAUUGACCAGCUGAAACGCUCCAGCGCUGCACUGCAAGCCCAGCUGACAGGGCUCAAGAGCCAGGUGUCGCUCCUCCUUCCGCCGACACCGCACGAGGUCGCCGAGACCGAGGAACGCGACGGCUACGUACAUGGCGAAAUGUACAUCCCUUCUGCAUCGUACGCCCCGCCUCCGGUGAGGGUGCAAGAGCUUGGCUCCGACGCCGACGCCGACGACGAGCGCGACACGCCGACCCCGCGCCGCCGGGAAGACAGCCUGAGUAGCGACAUGGAGAACUCGGUUGCGAGCCAUGCGAGCACGUACUCGAGCUCGAGCAUGGACAGCACGUCCCCCCUCACACCCGACACGUCGGCCGACUGGCCAACGCUGCCGAACAUCACCGAGCUCACGCUCGACGGCAAGGCUGGCGACCGUUCCAGUGUCAUCAGCAUGACCCGCGGUGGCGCGCCACUCACAAAACUCCCGCCUCGUGGGCAUACGCGCUCUCGCUCCCGCCUCGCCCCGGUCAACAUCAGCAAGGCAAACGCAUGCGUGCCAGGCUCGGACCCCACAACGCCGAGGGCAACCACGCCAAAGGCCCGCCGCGCACAGCGUAACAGCCUCCAGCCCCCGCCGCGCAGUGCAGUCACUCCCCGUACACCAACGUUCAGCAUGGGCACUGCAGUGCCGCCGCCACGACCCCCGCGCCGCCGUCCCGUGAACGUGCCGCGCGAGAUCGUCGAAGUCGCCACGGCCUAG
Cutaneotrichosporon cavernicola is the source of this 2751-nucleotide messenger RNA. RefSeq lists its product as uncharacterized. The transcript is spliced from 2 exons. NCBI's taxonomy places the organism in Eukaryota, Fungi, Basidiomycota, Tremellomycetes, Trichosporonales, Trichosporonaceae. Bases 1 to 2751 code for a protein of 916 amino acids. The record is from RefSeq and is a predicted model, not a curated record.